GCCACCGGCUCUCUGCACGUCAGGCCAGUUUGCAUGGCUUCAUCCUAAAGAUCAAGACCUAUAUGGUGUGGGAAUGGGACGUAUCUGAGUGCUUCCGAAUUUACCUUGCUUUGGGAUGCGAGAAAUAGCCGUUAACGGUCGUUUUACAGUCUGAACCAGGUGCACUGUGGGUAAAAAGUUGUGGUGUGUCAUUUUCGGCGAUGCUUUUAUGCGAAGACAACCCUGAGUGAUUCUGAUGAGCCGGAAAUUUGUAGAAAAGGAGACUUACAUUGAGGACAGAUUGGAUGCAUUUAUCACCAGAUACGAUGAACAUGGUGGAUGAUGGCUGCCUCUCAACGGACAACUACCAUGAUCUGGGUAAAGGCGGCGCUCCGGGGAUGGGAGGCCGCGUGCACAGCAUCGACGUGAUUCUGGGCUUCAGUAAGGACCAGGAUCCUCUGCUCAACCCGGUCGAACCUGUCGGGACACUCAAAGUGGAUGGAGCAGAUCUGGAGAAACAAGUGACCUCUGACCCCUACGGCCACCUGCAAAGUCUUCCGGAUAAUUCCCAGCAGUCAGCUGUGUAUCACGAUACUGGACUUUACUCCACAGAGAAGUGCGACGCAGAUUUGGGAGAUCCACGGAGCAAUGUGGAGAGCGACAGUCGCUCACCAGACGCUCCUGAUGAGGAUCAACCUAAAAAGAAACACAGACGCAACAGAACCACCUUCACCACCUAUCAGUUACACGAGCUGGAGCGCGCCUUUGAGAAGUCCCACUACCCGGAUGUGUACAGCCGAGAAGAGCUGGCGAUGAAAGUCAACCUCCCAGAAGUUCGUGUUCAGGUUUGGUUCCAGAAUCGACGUGCAAAAUGGCGGCGACAGGAAAAAAUGGACUCGGGAAGCAUGAAGCUCCAUGACUCGCCAAUGCUGUCCUUCAACCGAGCGGCCAUGGCGCCCAACGUUGGGCCGAUGUCUAACUCUCUUCCUCUGGACCCCUGGUUGUCCAGUGCCACUCCCAUGCACAGCAUCCCAGGCUUCAUGGGACCCGGCCAAAGCCUCCAGCCGUCCUACACGGGCCACCCUGGCUUCCUGAACACUUCUCCAGGCAUGGUGCAGGGAAUGCAACCCAUGCCACCACCUCCAUACCAGUGUCCAUUUAAUGACAAAUACCCAGAUGUGGAUCACGGCUCUAGCAUCGCAGCUUUGAGGAUGAAGGCCAAGGAGCACAUUCAGUCCAUGGACAAAACCUGGCAACCCAUGUAAUGGGGAGCCAGUGUUGGGGAUUUCAUAGACAUUUGGAUGCAUUUAAAAAAAAAAUGACUAGCAUCAUUAGGGUUCACCCGAGUUUGAUUUGAAGGACCUUUGAGAAUAUUCUCUUAACACAACAUACUUGGAUUUACGCUGAUGGUCAAACCUGCUUGGUGCAUUGCUUUCAUUUUGGCAACGAACAAGGUUGCCAAAUCUGCACGGAAUGGGGCUAUUUCUGCUCUGGGUUGUUUUUUAGUCCACAGUUUAAAGCGAUCUCGUCCACCCCGGAAUGGAAUUAGAAAAUAAAUUGGGCUGUGUUUAUGUGCAGACUCAGACAAAGCACAGACUGUUUGGGAUCGUGGCAUCUAAAGCAAGGCGUUUCUUACUUCUACAAAUGUCCAGCUCCUCUGGUUUCCAGUCGGUGACAUGCUUCUCUGCUCCUCCGGGUCGAAGAGUCACAAUAACAAGUUUGGACCAUUUAACAGGAGAACGCAGCUCAGGACAACUGAUACCUCAAUGCCACGUUCAGAGGUUACAUUCAUGUUCUACCAUCUAGACAUGAGAAAUGAUUUAAGAAACCAUUUGACUUUGUUUAAAGGAAAUGACUUCGAUCAAACAAACUUAAACCGAGAUACAGAAUGAUUUUAGAAUUGUAACUUUAAAUGAGUAUUUGCAUUAUCAUGUUUCUAAUUCAAUAGCACAUGUUUCACCCGUGCCACAUUCCUGUUUGCCAUUCAUCAUGAUCAUAUAGUCAUCUAAAAUGAGUCUGAGGUUUAACGUUUCAGUGUCUGUGGGGGCUGUUUCAAACACUGAUGGGCAAAUUCAAAAAUGGUGAAUGUUUAUGAAGAAAGUUUGUUAUAUUUCACCCCAAAAACAAGAGGACCGUAAAAUAUUCACUUUGCAUAAUUUGAUAUCUUAAUUAAAGAUGAAGUACUAGUAUUAUGGAAUUGAAAACAUCUUUAGUGUUUAAAUCAAAUCAAAGUGUCACAGCUUACCCCAAAUCACACAUCCACAGCCAACAAACAAACACUGAAUAGUGAUUCGGUCCAGGAGUUCAGUUCACUUCAAUUCAAUUCAAGUUUAUUUGCCACUUUAAGCAAUUUUAAGAGAUCCUGAAACGAAGUAAGUGCAAACAAAAAAAAAAGACAAGAAAAACAGGGCAUGUAUGAUAUCCACAACUGCUUAGCAGAAGCGUUUGCAAUGCACUUGAAAAAGUAUUUUGGACAGACGUCACACUAAAAAUGGAUUUGUCCUUGCAUUAGAUAAAAAAAUAUCAAAGCAAAUGACAUUUAUGUUAAAUAAAGAUAGUUGAGUACACUUUUCCAGCAAACAAUUUGACAGAAACAAGUGAUAAAAUGAGAGAUCUAGAAAAAAUGUAGACUAAAAAGCAGACAAUUGAUCUAUUGAAUGACAUUCACAAAUACUGUCUAAGGACUUGUCAUCAGCACAGAAGCUUUGUGAGGUCAUUAGCGCAUGCUGUCGUAGCAGGUGUGUGUGUGUGUGUGUGUGAGGACGCAGAACGAGCGGCUCCCCGCCGGGACUCUUCAUUGUUUAAGAUUAUCGAUCGCCCCUCUGCUCUGAAUUAACGGGCGUCCCAGCCAGGUGUCAGAACUGCUGCAUGUCAUUUAAAUGUGCAACACUGUCCCUCCAAACAAACUGUGUCUUAUCAUUAUCCUUCUCAGUUCUAGCCGGUGGUAUCAUGAUAUUCUGAAGACUCUGUGGGCUCUGUAACUAUGCAAAGAGGGAAAAAAAUAUUAUACACAUUUUUUAUGCACUGUGAUGAUGCAAAUGGUACAAAACUAAAUUGUUUCUACAGUAUGUGUGACGUUUUGUUUAUUUUGUAGGUGUGUAUUCAAGAGUGUUAUUAAUAAAAUAGAGUUCUUAUUAAAGCACGGUUUAUGGAUUUCUGUGAACAGCGAUGAAGCCAAAGAAGAUAGUAUUUUUUUUUAAAGACGUGUACACUUAGACCUAGAGCUGGUUUCUGUCACAGUCGUUGCAGCUUUAUCAGUGCAUGCAUAUAAAUUGUCUUUAUGUUUGUUACAUUGUUUUGGGGGCGGGACAUUUGAAUGUUAUUAAAUGUCUUUAGAAUUUUCUUUUUAGAUACAUUUGUUGAAUUUUUUGCACUAACAAUUGGAAUAAAGAUGAAUGAUUAAAAUGCA
Carassius gibelio (silver crucian carp) is the source of this 3388-nucleotide messenger RNA. Its product is annotated as retinal homeobox protein Rx2-like. Gene Ontology annotation, molecular function: DNA-binding transcription factor activity, RNA polymerase II-specific; RNA polymerase II cis-regulatory region sequence-specific DNA binding. Bases 285 to 1244 code for a protein of 319 amino acids. NCBI's taxonomy places the organism in Eukaryota, Metazoa, Chordata, Actinopteri, Cypriniformes, Cyprinidae. The transcript has 4 exons. Gene Ontology annotation, biological process: positive regulation of transcription by RNA polymerase II. The record is from RefSeq and is a predicted model, not a curated record.